Alligator sinensis (Chinese alligator) is the source of this 961-nucleotide messenger RNA. It is a transcript of the gene THTPA, whose product is annotated as thiamine triphosphatase. Gene Ontology annotation, biological process: thiamine diphosphate metabolic process; thiamine metabolic process; dephosphorylation. Gene Ontology annotation, molecular function: thiamine triphosphate phosphatase activity; magnesium ion binding. The record is from RefSeq and is a predicted model, not a curated record. NCBI's taxonomy places the organism in Eukaryota, Metazoa, Chordata, Crocodylia, Alligatoridae. The transcript is spliced from 3 exons. Bases 76 to 846 code for a protein of 256 amino acids.
CCCUCUCCUCCUUCCAGUCACUGCAAAGCAUGCUGGGAGCCCAGCCUUCACUUUAAUUCUGCAUUAGGUGCUGAUAUGCAGGAGGAUGUCGCAGAGCCCACGGGCUCCAUCGAGGUGGAGGCCAAGUUCAUGGUGGGGCCAGGCACAGAGGCCCGGCUGGUGAUGCUGGGGGCUGUCCUGGCUGGGGCUGUGUCCUUCCAGGACCGGUAUUACGACACCCCAGAUGGGCGGCUCACGCUGGCUGACCACUGGCUGCGGCACCGUGAAGGUGCCGGCUGGGAGCUCAAGUGCCCCCUGUGGCCGGUGGGGGGUGCCAGGGACCCUGGCUACGGCCCUGGUGCUACCUCCCAGGACGGGAGCACCAGAGAUGCCACCAGUCUGAACUCUGGUGCUCCAGCCCAGCCCCCAGGCAGCACCACAGCCUACCAGGAGCUGACAAGCCCAGUGGCCGUGGUGGCCCAGCUCUGCACCAUCCUGGCCGUGGCCCCUGAUCCGGGCUGGGCUUGUAUCCCUGUCGCUGUGGCUGGGCUGGGCCUGGAGGAGUUUGCUGCCUUCAGAACACAGCGCCGGAGCUACCGCCUGGGGGGGCUCCGUGUGGACCUUGAUGAGGCCGACUUCGGCUAUGCUGUGGGUGAGGUGGAGACAGCUGUGACCCACCCCUCGGAGGUGCCAGCUGCCCAGGAGGAGGUGACCCGCGUAGGGCGGGAGCUGGGUGUGGAGGUGACUGGUUCAGUCAUGGGCAAGAUGAGCGUCUACCUCCAGCGGUACCGACCCCAGCAUUAUGAGGAGCUGGUCCAGUCUAGGAGGCUUGUGAGUGCCAAAAUGCCCAUGAGGGACAGAGACUGAGACACCCCCACCAUUUCCCUCCCCCAGGCUGGCCUGCCCCACAUGGGACCCCCUUGUGGUCUAAAGCCCAGGUAGAGAGCAGAUGUAGGGGAGCAAUAAAGUCUGCUGAAUGCUG